Molecule: messenger RNA, 1581 nt
Organism: Colletotrichum karsti
Lineage: Eukaryota; Fungi; Ascomycota; Sordariomycetes; Glomerellales; Glomerellaceae
Exons: 2
Coding region: 1-1581 (526 amino acids)
Biological process (GO): SRP-dependent cotranslational protein targeting to membrane; SRP-dependent cotranslational protein targeting to membrane, translocation
Cellular component (GO): cytosol; signal recognition particle, endoplasmic reticulum targeting
Molecular function (GO): endoplasmic reticulum signal sequence receptor activity; GTP binding; GTPase activity
Source: RefSeq, a predicted model, not a curated record
AUGGUUCUCCAAGAUCUCGGCCGUCGCAUCAACACGGCUGUCACGAAUCUGACAAGAGAACCCAAUCUCGACGAGAAGGCUUUCGAUGGCAUGCUCAAGGAGAUCUGCGCCGCCCUGCUCGAAUCCGAUGUCAACGUGCGCCUCGUAGGCCAGCUGCGAAAAUCGAUCAAGUCCUCCGUCAACUUCAAGGAACUCCCGCCCGCCGUCAACAAGAAGCGCCUCAUCCAGAAAGCCGUUUUCGACGAACUCGUCAAGCUCGUCGACCCCCAUGCCGAACCGUUCAAGCCCAAGAAGGGCAAGUCCAACAUCAUCAUGUUCGUCGGUCUCCAGGGUGCCGGUAAAACGACAACAUGUACGAAGCUCGCCCGACACUACCAGGCCAGGGGGUUCAAGGCCUGUCUGGUGUGCGCUGAUACCUUCCGUGCCGGUGCCUUCGAUCAGUUGAAGCAGAACGCCACCAAGGCAAAGAUCCCAUACUACGGUUCCCUGACGGAGACGGACCCCGCGGUCGUCGCACGCGACGGUGUCGAGAAGUUCAAGAAGGAGAAGUUCGAGAUUAUUAUCGUGGAUACCUCCGGUAGACACAGGCAAGAGGAGGCGCUGUUCCAGGAGAUGGUGGAUAUUCAAACGGCGAUCAGACCCGACGAGACCAUCAUGGUCCUCGACGCAUCCAUCGGUCAGCAAGCAGAGUCGCAAGCAAAGGCGUUCAAAGAGGCGGCAGACUUCGGUGCCAUCAUCAUCACAAAGACCGACGGUCACGCCAACGGUGGUGGUGCCAUCUCCGCCGUAGCAGCAACACAUACACCCAUCGUUUUCAUUGGUACGGGUGAGCACAUGCUCGACCUCGAGCGCUUCGCACCGCAGCAGUUCGUCCAAAAACUACUCGGCAUGGGUGAUAUGGCCGGCCUGGUGGAGCAUGUUCAAAGCCUUAAGUUGGACCAGAAGGAAACGAUAAAGCACAUCACCGAGGGUAUCUUCACGGUACGCGACUUGAGGGACCAGCUUUCCAACAUCAUGAAGAUGGGCCCGCUAUCCAAGAUGGCCGGUAUGAUCCCCGGCAUGAGCGGAAUGAUGCAGGGUAUGGACGACGAGGAGGGCAGCAUGAAGCUCAAGCGCAUGAUCUACAUCUGCGACUCCAUGACGGAGAAGGAGCUCGACUCGGACGGCAAGAUCUUCAUCGAGCAACCGACGCGCAUGACGCGGAUAGCCCGCGGCUCGGGAACAUCGGUGCGCGAGGUCGAGGACCUCCUGACGCAGCAACGGAUGAUGGCCGGCAUGGCGAAGAAGAUGGGCGGCAACAUGAAGAACAUGCAGCGCGCGCAGCAGGCCAUGGGCGGUGGAAACAAGGCGCAGCAGAUGGCUGCCAUGCAGAAGCGCCUGCAGAGUAUGGGCGGCGCCGGAGCCGGCGGCGGCAUGCCGGAUAUGGGCAGUAUCAUGAAGAUGCUCGGAGGCGGAGGAGGCGGUGGCGGAAUGCCCAACAUGCAGCAGAUGCAGCAGAUGAUGUCGCAGAUGGGUAUGGGCGGCGGUAUGCCCGGAAUGGGAGGCAUGCCCGGUAUGGGCGGUGGGCGUGGAAGACGAUAG